Poeciliopsis prolifica (blackstripe livebearer) is the source of this 3264-nucleotide messenger RNA. Its product is annotated as tyrosine-protein kinase SRK3-like. NCBI's taxonomy places the organism in Eukaryota, Metazoa, Chordata, Actinopteri, Cyprinodontiformes, Poeciliidae. Gene Ontology annotation, cellular component: extrinsic component of cytoplasmic side of plasma membrane. Gene Ontology annotation, molecular function: ATP binding; signaling receptor binding; non-membrane spanning protein tyrosine kinase activity. The record is from RefSeq and is a predicted model, not a curated record. Gene Ontology annotation, biological process: cell surface receptor protein tyrosine kinase signaling pathway; innate immune response; cell differentiation.
UCAACAGAAAAGGAAACCGGUUGGUCCGGCUCGGCGGGCCGCCCCGCGCUGCGGAUUCAUUGUUAUGUUCCCGGCGGACGGAGAGGCUGCUGACUGUGUAUCCCAGGCCCGGUUCGGAGCUCCUUCAUGACCCGGGAUGGAGAACUGCUGCCGCGCCUGCUGCCCCUGCUUCUCCCGGCUCUGGAACUGGAUCUGGCCGGCUCCCCGCUACCCUCCCGUCCCGAACCUGGUCAUCGCCAACCCGGGGGCCCGGUCGGCGGAGAUCCGCACCGUGUCGGGGAACAUCCGCCCCCCGUCGCCCAAGAAGCGGCCGGUGCAGCUUUACGCGGCGCUGUACGACUUCCAGGCCCGGAGCGACGACGAGCUGACGGUGAAGGAGGGCGACAAGCUGUCGGUGAUCGAGAAGCGGGGCGACUAUGUGCUGGCCAAGAAGCUGACCGGGGAGCCGCAGGCCGGGCUCAUCCCGGCCAACUACGUGGCUCUGCUGCAGGACGAGUUCGCCAAGCAUAAGUGGUACUACGGGAACAUAAACCGCGUGAAAGCAGAGAAGCUGCUGCUCGCUUCCCAAAACAAAGAUGGCGCCUUCCUGGUUCGCAUCAGUGAGAGUCACAGCGAUGAGUACACGGUGUCUGCGCGGAGCGAGGGGAAGGUUUUGCACUUCCGGGUGCAGCGCUCGGUGAUCGGGGCGUUCUUCGUGACAGAUACGCUGUCGUUCGCCACGCUGGGCGAGUUGAUCUCCUACUACCAGAAGAACCCGCAGAGCCUCGGGGUCAACCUGGCGGAGCCGUGCGCCCAGCAGCGGGAACUGUUCGACAUGGAGCCUUGGGAGAGACCGAGGGAAGAGUUCAAACUCCUGUGCAAACUGGGAGAAGGAAACUUUGGACAAGUAUGGGAAGCCAUUUGGACCAAAGAGAAGCGGAAAGUGGCCAUAAAGAUGCUGAAACAAGAGGACACGAAGCAGGACGAGUUUGUGAAGGAGGUGCAGGCGCUGAAGAGCCUCCACCACCCGAAGCUGAUCCAGCUGCUGGCCAUGUGCUCCAGAGGAGAACCCGUCUACAUCGUCACCGAACUCAUGAGCAAAGGAAGCCUCAAGUCCUACCUGGGCUCUGAAGAAGGAAAGCUGCAAACGGCUCAUCUCAUCUACAUGAGCGGCCAGAUCGCAGACGGCAUGGGCUACCUGGAGGACAGACACAUCGUCCACAGAGACCUGGCCGCCAGAAACAUCCUGGUGGGAGACGACCUGAUCUGCAAGGUGGCGGACUUCGGACUGGCCCGGAUCAUUAGGGACAGCGUUUACACUGCCAGCAGAAACACCAAGAUCCCGGUCCGGUGGACGGCGCCUGAGGCGGCGCUGCAUCAACGCUUCUCUGUCAAAUCAGACGUCUGGUCGUUUGGCGUGCUUCUCUAUGAGAUGAUGUCACGCGAAAUGCCGUACGAAGGAAAAAGCAAUCAGGAGGUGAUGGACAUUUUGAAGUCGGGGCAUCGGCUGGGCUGUCCCGACCGCUGCCCUCCCAACAUUUACCGGAUCAUGAAGGACUGCUGGCACACCGACCCGACCCAAAGGCCGUCCUUCCACGCCCUGCAGAACCAGCUGGACACCAUUUAUCAACGCAUUUAUUACAAAACCGUGGAGGUUUAGAGGCGGAGCGGUGCGGAUCCUUCCUCUCCGUGUUUCUGUUUGGGAAAAUGAAGCAGAGCGGCGACCCAAACCAACAUGGAGGACAAACUGGACAGAAACCCAGCGGUAUUCUAGAGUGGAGCCUGUAAAUAGAAACUCCUCAAACUGUUUUUAAACUCCACUCUUGUGUAAUAAUGGAAAUGGUUGGUCUGUGCCACGCUGAGCCUGAAGGUUAUGGUUUCACUUCUGUUCCGAGACAAAACAAGUCAUGAAAAUGGAGAUUUUGUGCAAUAAUUUAACGAAAGCUGAAUUUUUAGCCACAUUAGACGAGAGAAAGGGAAAUGAUUUAGCUUGACUCUUCCUGCUCUGGAGCUAAAUAUCUUGAAGAAAAGCUUUGGUUUGCUGGUUAAAUGACUUUGUUUUCAUCAAACCUCAUCCAGACUGAAACCUGCGUCUCCUUCACGUUAAAGAGAUCAGCAGCAAACUGUACAGAACGUAACGAAUCUUCCUCUAACAGUUUGGUUUAAGGUUAAUUUUUGUUUAGCUUAGCUUGGCUAGCAGCCUAAGGUAUGUAGCUAUAGUUAGCCUCCCCGCUAGCCCUAACCUAGCUCCAAUGCUAGGCAACGUUCCUAUAGCGCAUGUGGAGAAACUCAGUAGCUGCGUUUCCAUCACAAAUAUGCGCAAAACUCUGUCAAUAAUCAAUAAUGCUGAAAAAAAUGCAAUUGUGGUUUUUUCACUAAAUCAGAUCAGAAUUAAAAUCACAUGUGAAUAAGUUUGUUCCUGUGAUAAUUCAGUUAAUUCUACUUCCUGUUUGUCUUCUCCACGGUUUCUGCCAGUGGUAACAUCUGGUUGUUGAUCAUGUGACAUUGUGGAACAAAUUUAAACACAGCUGAAAAAAAUCACCUCAUCGUCGCAACAACACGUUUAUAACUCCCCGUCUCUGCUGAGCAAAUUCAUUUUAGAAAUAUCAAAUUGUGCAUUUAUGUGGUGAAUGGAAACGCAGCUACAGUUUGAGUUUCAGCUUGAAUUUCUGCUUGUUGGCUUGGGACUCUGUUUGCUAAAGUCUAAUAUCUGCAGUUAUUUUGCAGUAAUGGGAUGAGAUUCAGCGGCUGAAUCUUCCAGGUGGGACCAGGGUUUUUAUUUAACAUGCACAGAAUGUUUACUGAGUCAUUGUGUUGAAGAUAGUGAGCAUGCCAGCUUGCUCUGUGGUUUGUGUAAUCCUUAGCACAGUUACUGUAGCCUGCUGCAUUUAGACUGAUUAUCUGACAUGGGCUAACAUAUUUAAUGUUCAGAAAGAUGACUUGUGCUCCAGUGCUGCUCUCAGGACAGACUGUAAGAAGAUCUAUUUUUGUAUUUUUGUUUGUGCACUUUCUCUGCGCUUCCUGGCUUUUAAACUGUUUACCUGUUGCAGGCAUUUCUGGAGGCUCAGCUACAUUUUACAGAUCUAAAGCAUCCAAACAGGAGCAUUUCUAAAAUGCUUUUUUUUUAAUCAGCACAAGAUGAACUUGAAGCACUUAAAAAGCCACUGCAGCAGCACGGUGCCAACAGUCCAGGCCUUAAGCUCUUCUGACGGGCCAAACUGAUGUCCAGUAACAACCAGUGCCUACGUUUACACACAAGCUAACCGGCGACACACGAGCUUCAGG